AUGGACACCCCAGAGGAUGCUAACCGCUGCAUUAAACAUCUGAAUCAGUCUGUUCUUGAAGGGCGAUACAUAACUCUGGAGAAAUCUAGGAGGAAACGCGCAAGGACUCCAACACCUGGUCACUAUCUUGGGCUGAAAAGCAGUAGGGGCGAAGGUUAUCGCGGUGAUCAUGGAAGAUACCGUGGAGGUUCAGGCUAUGACGACUAUGGGUACCGAAGGUCCCCUAGGCGCUCCCCUUAUCGGGGAGGUGGGCGUGAUUACUCUCCUAGGCGGUCAGCAUAUGGUGGAAGGUCAAGGAGGGAUCGGUCCAGGUCCUAUUCUCCUUAUCGAGGCUCUUGGUGAAAAGCUACAAAAUAGCGCCAGAUCUAUAGAGAGUAAAAGUGAUAUGAAGAAACAAUAAGCGGGAACGAGUUUCGGUUUUUCUCAUCAUGCGACAUCAAUCUUCUGGUGACCUUUCGAAUUGAACGGUUUGAAGGCCAGUUGCCUUCAUCGAACAACACUAAUUCAGGUGCUAUUUUGUCACCCUAAGCUAAACUUAGCUUCAAUUGUUUGUGGUCAGACUGGCGGAUUUGAUUAUAUUUUUAUAGUCGAGUAG
This is a messenger RNA of Oldenlandia corymbosa var. corymbosa, 595 nucleotides long. Lineage: Eukaryota; Viridiplantae; Streptophyta; Magnoliopsida; Gentianales; Rubiaceae. The record is from the annotation of a GenBank genome assembly.